Molecule: messenger RNA, 3647 nt
Organism: Stegastes partitus (bicolor damselfish)
Lineage: Eukaryota; Metazoa; Chordata; Actinopteri; Pomacentridae
Gene: ginm1
Product: glycoprotein integral membrane 1
Exons: 8
Coding region: 56-1117 (353 amino acids)
Source: RefSeq, a predicted model, not a curated record
UCAUGUCUUCAAUGUUUUUGUUGAAGCUCCUCUGCUGCUGGUAGGUGAAGUCAAAAUGGAAACGACAUGGCCUACAGUUUGUGUUAUAUUUCUUAUUUUUGCGUCUGUAACACGCACAGAGUCGUCGACCAGGCAACUGAACACGGAAAACAUCCUGAUUAACGUCACAACAGGGACACUGGCGGAUACACAACUCCAGGAUUCUAACAAUUUACAGAUAAAUUUAAAUAUAUCGGUGGGCGAUGAGCAGGUGUUCGUCAAUGACAUCCCAGUCGAGCUGUCAGGGGUCACCAGGUUCAACUGUCAAGCACUUCUCUUGGAGAGCAUCAAUGGAAGCACCGAGUUUGAAUCAGGGGACUUGGUGUCGACCGUCACCCGGGUGAUGGUGAGCCAGAACAGGCUGUACAGCGACUCAGAGGAGGUGGUGGCUCUUCAAGUGUUCAGUGAAGUGAUAGAAAUGGAGGGCAAAGAGGUCCAGCAGCCUGACAUGUGUGAGGUGAAAAUCCUGAUGAGCCCAGACUUCCAGAAGCUGGCUCAGUUUACCAACAUCUACCCCAUCGGACACAGUGAGAUCUUCAGGGUUCCCAGAGAAAACGAUGUGGUUGUCACCGAUCCACCAAAUUCUAGAAAAGAUGAAGAGCAGUUGAUGUCUCAGACCACCAGUCAGUAUCCCCUGAAGCACACGGAGACGACCCAGGAGGAGACUGCAGCGCCGGGAAAGCUCCCAGAGACUCCCCUACGUAUGGACCCCGACCUGCUUUAUGAUGUCCGAUAUGAUGAUGAAUUUGACCCCACCGAGUCGGAUCAGAUGGAAACUCCGCCCAAGGAAUUUGUAUCGUCUUACUCUGCCAUGUGUGAAUGGGUAGAGCAAGCAAGAGUUCGUCUGCGGCGCUUCUGCUCCGAGUCGCUGCCUCUCUUCUUCCUGGUGAUGUGGGUGGUGGUGAUAGGUGUCGCCGGAUCGGCCGUCAUCGUCAAGAUCUUGGACAUGUUCUUCCCAAUUUGCGAACAUAAGCACAUUUUUCACCUAAACCCCGUCACUCUAAUGCCAGAGGACGAGAAGCACAACCUGCUGGAGAACAUAGAAAUAGAAGCAGAGGAAGAAGGGAAGAAGCCUUGAAUGAGGAUUGACUUGGUCUGCUCCUUCCAGUUUGUUCCUAUUUGUUCUUUAACCUACUGCUUCGCUCCAAGCCUGUAUUCAGAUCUGUGAACCACUGUUGCUUUUCACUUCGGUUUACUCUUUAAACAUUUUAGCCGUGAAACAGGAGCUAGUUUAAAGAGCCCGUAUUAUGCCUUUAGAUCAAAUUCCAGUCUUUCAGGUUGGUAUGUUGGACAGCUGACGUGUGUUACUUGCAUCUGUGCACUCAUCUCAUCGUCUGGAAAUGUCUUUGCUGCAGUGAUUGGUGCGAUCGUUUAUGAAAAGUCACUUUAUCGAGGCACUAAUGACUCCACUUUGUUACUUGCUUUUCAAAGCUAGUAAGGUGAUGCAUUACUAUUUAAUACAAAGACCUUGGAGUACUUUUGUUUUACCCACUUCGAAAACAUGCUGUGGCAUUAUUCCUUCCCAAUUUGUCAUUGUUCUUUGAAUUGUAAGUGAAACAUCAAAUGUCACAUCGAUAUAUAGAUCUAUGUAGUCGUGUUUUGUUUUUUUAAAGCUGAUCCUUGUCAGCAGUUAACAAAACAAACAACCCUCAACGUCUGUUUAUUAGAUGUUCUUCAUAAAAUCAUGUGUUUUGCGCCAAAGAUUUUAAGCUUUUAGAGGGAACAGUUUGGUAUUUUGUGAAUUACAGAUUCGUCAAAAAAACUGACACCACUCUCGUGAAGCUCCAGAAGUCAUUUUAGCGUAGCUUACCAAACAGACUGGAAACCGAAUGAAACAUCUACAAUACGUUAUCUCCUGUUUAUGCCAUUCAAAAAAACCCCAUUAAGAAUAGGUCAACUUGUGGAUUGUAUUGGGUAUUUUUUUUGUUGGGUGUACUGACAUCCCAGAAGUUUGUCUUACCACAAGGCUGCCAGACAACCAGCAUGUUUCCUAAAAUGUCAAACUAUUCCUUUAAGCCAAUCCUCAAAAAAAACAACUAUGGUUAAACCUGACAAUUGAAGACGAGAAGCUUCAGAGCUGCUACUGAAUAGACCAUCUGGUGAGAUUGUUUUCUCAAGGUUAUUCUUCUUUUUUUUUCACCAAAAUGUAGCAGCACAGGUAAGAACAGACACAAGCUUGAGGAAAAAAGCUGAAACACAGUGAGUUCCAAACAAUGAAUAUGAACAAACUGAGCAUUUCAGGAGCUGCAUCCAAGGAGUUAAGAGUUUACUUACCCAGAAAACACUUUGUGUCUGUAGCAUUUCUGUACAGGCCACACUUUCUUUUCGCACUAUACCUUUCCCCCCCACAAAAUUGUACCCCACAGCCGUUAAAAAAAAAAAAAGAAGAAGAAGAAAAUGCACUUAUUCGAUGUAUUUAUUUAACAUGAGGCAGGCAUAUUGUCGUCCUUUAAGUGAAGACAAGAUAAUUGCUAAAGAACCAGUAUAACUGAAUCUGCUGUUGCCGGUUGAUCUGAUUAAAUAAUAUUUAAUCAAAAAGAAGACAAAGCUAUGCAGAUCACCGUGUCGGCAUGUUGCAGUUUAGAAACAGUGGAUCUGAAGUUUGCUAAAAAGCACCUCCCUGUGAGGCCGACUGCACACUUUAGAGGUUAAUAUGUUGAUUGUCUUUCUUCACGGUGCCUCUGUGACUAUUUUGGGGAUUCUAUCACUAAAUGGGGAAGCAUAUUGUAUUUUUCUUAAUCGGUUUUGUGUGCAGCUUCCUGUUACUAAUAUCGGAGAAUGUAAGUGAUGUCUUUCAGAAUGUCUAUGCACUCUAAACAUAAAAGGCAAACUACUGCUCUGACUGGACUGAUUUAAAAGAAAGUACAAUACCUAUUGUUAGAAGAAAGAAUCUGCACUUAAGAGUUGAACCUGUGAGUGAAACCUGCAUGGAUGUGGUUAAUCUCAGCAGGAUUUGUAGGCUCAGACAAUAAACCUCCUCAGUAUCGCUCCAGAUGGUUUGCUGGGCUGGUUCUGAGGGACCAGACAGGUGGACUGGUCAUCAGUCAAAAACAUGGGUUUGAGUCAUCCUAAGUUCAUUAUCGUGUUUAUUUUCUGUGUGUGUGUGUGUGUUUAUUUCAUUACUUGUCAUGCUUUUUCGAAGACACCCUAAAAGCAUCAGCUUGUGCACCUCAGAGCAGCUGAAGACAUGAUUUUAUCUCCCCGGGGCUCAGUUAAAACUGCAGAAUGCAUGAUGUACUGCGUUAGCAAAAGGUGCAUGUGUUGUCUAGCUAGUGAAUGCAGUUUGCUGCUCAAUCAGCAACUUAUACAUGAAAACUAUGAAACUGCAUGAUGACUCAAAGCAGCAUUGAUAUCUGCCUCAGAUUCCUAAUUGAUCAACUCUAUACAACAGAGUGCUGUAGAUAACACCAAAUUAGCCUGUAAGGCAAACAAUGUAUCAGGCAUGAGGUAAUAAACGACAGAAAUAUGUUUUAAUUUGCUCUUUGUUUUAACGGUGUUCGAUCCAUGUGUUAUCUUUUUGACAUCUGUGUGCAUAAAUUGUAUGAAUUACAGCUGGACUGUGUAUUUGAGUCUAAAAUCAUGCUGAUUAAAUGCUUUCCUUACGACCA